Messenger RNA from Girardinichthys multiradiatus, 7228 nucleotides. RefSeq names its product microtubule-associated protein 1S-like. The record is from RefSeq and is a predicted model, not a curated record. Lineage: Eukaryota; Metazoa; Chordata; Actinopteri; Cyprinodontiformes; Goodeidae. The coding region runs from base 59 to 4099 and encodes 1346 amino acids. Gene Ontology annotation, biological process: dendrite development; microtubule cytoskeleton organization; regulation of microtubule depolymerization. The transcript is spliced from 10 exons. Gene Ontology annotation, molecular function: actin binding; microtubule binding. Gene Ontology annotation, cellular component: synapse; neuronal cell body; microtubule.
GCUCUCUGUCAUAAAAGGCGCUGUGCUGUCUGGCUUUCUCAAUGACAUCACACCCAACAUGGCGUCCAGCCGGGUGUUGGAGAGGGAGGUCCAGCAGGAGUCGAAGACCGCAACCCCGGACUUCUGCCCCCACAAAUACUCCCUGCUGGUUAUAAUCGGACGGACGGCCCGCCACAGACAGACGGAGCACAUCCGGAAGGAGAUCGAGCGAGGUAUUCGGUCAUGGGAUGUGGACCUAAAAUCCUGCAACCUGAAUCUGUUUCUGCAAGAGUUUCUGUCUCAUCACACAGCGUCUUUUAAAGGUGCAGGGCAGAAGUGUCUUCGCCACUGUACCAAAGUGUUGGACACACAAGUGCUGAUCAGUCCAUCUCAGGAACUGGCUUAUUCAGAGGCAUUCGCCCUGCUGUCCAGGGAGUCUGCUCAUAAGCUGCUGAUCUUGACUGGCCUGAGCGUGGAGGAAAGCGGAGAGGUGCUGUUUCACAAAGGGCAGUUUUCUCCUGAGCAUCUCAGGCGAAUAAUAACAGAGCAGUUCAUAGAUCAGGAGAGCGCUCCCUCCUGCCCUCCCCUUACCAAAAUCAAUCUGACCCUCCGUUGUCCCAACAUCGGACAUUGGAGAAAGAUCCUGCUGGGAAACCGACCCCUGGAGGGUCCCUUCACUCUGCGUAUCAACACCCCAGAGGUACUGCCAGCCAUGGAGUCUCUGGGGGAAUUUACAUCACUCAUCUCCAGCACCAUUUGUCCUGCCUCGCCCUUCGACCUCCUGCCGCCUCCCACCACCGUGGGUUUCCUUAAGCUGUCCCGCCCCUGCUGCUACGUGUUCCCUGCCGGGUCCGGCGACUGUGCCUUCUUUGCAGUUAACGGUUUUACUAUGCUGGUGGACGGGGGCUCGGACUCUCAAGCCUGUUUCUGGAAGCUGGUCCGCCACCUUGACAGAGUUGAUGCAGUUUUGUUGACUCAUAUCGGCACGGAGAACCUCCCCGGUGCUGUCUCCUUCCUAGAAAGGAAGGUGGCCGAGAAGGAGCUUAGCUAUGAUGUCAAAGAUGACUUGUCGAAGAGGCUUAUCUCUCCAGAGCUAGGAGUUGUUUUCUUCAACGCCCCCAGCAGGUUGCAGGCAGAUCAACAGUCUUUUGCAGACAAUGUGCUGAAGAGUACACAACAGGCAGCUAUAACUUUACAGCUCCUGAAGAAGUUAGACAUCAGGCCACAACCCAUGCUUCAACCACAAGGAGUCCCCAUAAAGCCACUCACCUUGUUUCAAAAGAUGGGAGUGGGACAACUGGAUUUAUACAUCCUCAGCCCUGGCAAGAGCAGCCAGGAGUAUGAGGCGUUUAUGAAGAACUGGCCCGAUGGAGUGUCAUCAUUGUCGCAAAGUCUCCCUCUCACUGCACUGGUUUCAGUCUCUGCGCUGCUCGUGUGGCUUCCAGCUUGCCCUCAGGAGAAGGUGGUCAGAGUGCUGUUUCCCGGUGCAACCCCGCAGGCAAAACUGCUGCAGGGGCUAGAGAAGCUCAAGGGAUUGGAUUUCCUUCAGAAGCCAGCAGUGACCACCGGAGACCUCGAAAGGCAAGGGGAAGACAGAAAAGCCAAGAGGACGGAGAGCCUGGACAGUGGCCAGUCGAUAGGGAAAGAGGGAACACCCAAGCAAGGGAAAGAGCAAGGAACUAAAGAAGAGGGAAAGGAUGGAUUGGUGAAAGAAAAGGGAAAGACAUUAAGUAGAACUAAAGAUACUGAUAAAGCUAAAAUCAAGGAGGCAGGUGUUAAACAUAAACCAUCAAUAUCAGAGAAGAAUACUUUAAAGAAAGGCUUAGGGAAGGAUGGAAAAAAAGAGGAGAAGACUGGCAAUAAAGAAGAGAAUAGUGUUAAAAGGACUGAGCAGAAAAAAAGAGAUGGAGUCCCCUCGAAAACCAAGAAGGACAAUAAAACAAAACCCACAAAGGAUGCAAGAAAUGACAAAACAGAGAAGAAAACACAGAAGUUAUCAGCAAGCGAAGCAAACAAUGACAACAAAGUGCUUGCAAAUAAUAAAUUAACAGAACAAAAACAAGGGUUUUCGUCAAAAAUCCCAGAGCCAGAGUGCCCUGGUACUGACAAGCAGAAUCACAAGAAGGAGACAGAAUCUGGGGAGAAGCAGCACGGCUCCAAGAUGUCUACCCCAGAGGAUAUGACGGCAGAUUUUCUCAGGCUCCGGGAGGAAAGCGAACUAGAAGUAGAGCCAGAAACAGCUCCCUGUGGUGAUUUAGGAUGUGAAAAGUACCUUGGAGGCUUUCAUGAAGAUGCCUACAAUAAAACAGUUGAAAGGUUGAUAGAGGAACCAGCAGGCUGUUUGGGAAUAGCGAAAGUAGAGGGUGGUGACAUUAUAGUGCAAAAUAUCUCUGUAAAGAGUGUGAAAGCAGAAGACCUCCAACUAAACCUUCCAGAUGAAUCUGUCAAAUCCAGUAGACCUGCAAAGGUUGUAGGAUUCCCAUCCCCUUUGAACAAAUCAUACAAUAGUGAGCAGAUAGUCCAGCUGGACACAACACCGACUGAGUACACGCUUCUGGAUGGGGCUUUGAGACACUCCCCUCCCUCGCACUCCUCUCCAGAAAACCAGGCCCCUAACAGUCCUGAUGAGGAGACGGUAGAGCCAGUUUCCCCUGAUUCACGUCCUAACAGUGCGGGCCACACUCCCUACUGCCUGUCCCCAGACGACUUGUGGUGCAACAGGGCCACGCUGAGCCGGGUUCAGGCCCUCCAUUUAGCUGAUGCUUACGAGCCAAAUGGAUCAUCUGGGCAAAGCGAGGAGCAGGUUUGCAAGACUAAAAGUGCUUCUGAAAAUCCCAAAGAGAAGCAUCUGAGUUUUCUUUCUUUGGGUACAUGUAAAGAGGGUUCUUCAGAUCCCUCCCCCUCUGUAGCCACAACCACCACCAACUCAUUACCAGCAGAGGUGAGCUCGCCUCAGUCUACAGAAGUAGAUGAAUCAUUGUCCAUGUCCUUUGAGCAGGGACCAACAACUGGGAGCCAGAGAGAAGGAGAUGACGGAGUUUAUCUCUCUCACUCUAAUGGAGGAUAUUACGUAGGAAAGUCUUUACCAAUGAAGAAGCCUCCCAGAUCUUUGGGUCAGAGUUCAGAGAUGAAACUGGCUGCACCUAACACUCUCCAUUUUGAGGCAUCAGCUCAUGACGUGGACCUUUGUUUAGUUUCUCCUUGUGAGUUCAAGCAUUUCAAACCACCUGACUUAAGCCCGGGAGCCAGUGACGUCUCCAGAGAAGUCAGCGGUCCGAAUCACCAAGGCAACAACAAUAACAACCCAAAGGACAGGUCACCCAGUGAGUCAAAUGCCCCCAUCUGCACAGAGGAUUGCCCGUCCACCACAGCAGAUGCUGCUUUGGAUUCGGACUCAGAUGAUUCAUGUAGUAACCCUUCCAACUCCCCUUGUAACCACAACAUGAGUCAGACUCUGCCCCCCGAUCCCCUGCCAGCCCCCCUUAGAGACAGUCCACCACUGCCUCCCCAUCCUGACACCUCUAUGCCAGUUCCUCAGUCUGACUCUGAAGCUCAUGGGAAGAGGGCAAAGGCCACAGCAACUCGGGGAAAGAAAUUUCCAGGGAUUAGUGAUGCCCCCCAAAAAUCAGGCUCAGGGAAAAUCAAAACGGGGAGCCAAAGUGGAGCCACGAAAGGGAAUCUGUCCUCUACUCGAACACUUUCCUCCAGCAUUCGCUCUGCACCAGCAAAAUCAUCAUCAGCUCCUAGCUCAAACGCUCCCUCUGCUGGUGAAGUCAGUAUUUAUGUCGACUUAACUUAUAUUCCAUCUGGAGCAUCUUCUCCCACAGUUACUGUGGACUUCUUCAGGUGUAUUCGCUCUUCCUGCUACAUCAUCAGCGGCAACAGUAUGGAGCGGGAGGAGCUAAUGAGAAAAACCCUGGAUGCUCUGCUGGAUGGCAAGACAUCCUGGCCAGAAAUCAUGCAGGUGACGGUGAUCCCCACCUUUGAGUCAGUGUCAAUGCAGGAGUGGUACCAACAAACCCUGGACAAGCAGCGGGAGCUGAACAUCACUGUCCUGGGAUCCAACAGCACGGUCGCCAUGCAGGAUGAGACUUUUCCUGCCUGCAAGAUUGAAUUCUGAGGUGGAUAAUACAACACAGUUAAUGGGUGCAAGAGUAAAAAUCUGAGAACUAGGGUAUUGAUAGAAAUAGAAACAGAUGUAAUGGGGAUGUUCCCCACCCCUCUUGCAUGUUAGUGGUAAAUCACCACUUUAUGGUCUUCUUAUUGCAGCUGAAAACUAAAAAAAAAGAGGUUGCAUGCUUCUUUUGACCAAUGACCCUGUUCAAAACAGGAGAGGAGAGGUAACUAAGUGCAAAGGAUGCAUGCCACUCUGUGAACAAAGAGAGUCAUAUGAAAGGUGUUGCCGUAAAUUACUCAAAUUAGCAAACAGAGAUUUAUGAACACAAUAUGGAAACAUUGCAAUUUGCAGCAUCUAACGCAACAUGAAUUCACCAAAUUCAGAUUCAUUCAAAUGAGUCUUAAAAGUUUGUGAUGUAUUUUGAAGAUGAACCUAACAUUUAACCUUCACGGAGUUUAGAUGUGUGAUUUAUGUCCAGGUGUUUGUUGUGAGCACUGUAAGCAGAUGUAAGACAGGCUGUGCUGUGUGUUGUAGCUGCUUUUAAAGGUGUUGUGUCACUGUUGCCUUUUUAUUAAGAUCUGUACUUGAAGGAAACAGACUCUGAAAAACACUUUUUUGACUCCCUUUCACCCACCAACAAGUAAUAUUAACUUUAAUUUGAGGGAUUAGUUGAUUUUAGUCAUUUAACAGCAUUACAACAAUUGUAAAAUUGAGGGCCAUCCUGCAAUUGUAAUCCAGAAAAGUUUCUUAUAAAAAUGCAAACCAGGAACUUGGCUUCCAAAGCUUUUAUAAAAAUAAUUCGGAGCUUGGUGUUUCGUCAAAAAUUAUAUAAUUGAUAAAAUAAUUCCAAGUGUAAAUAUGAAAUAAUCAUACAUUAUGUUUUAGAAAAUAUAUUUUGCACAGUGUAAAAUCACUAACGUGUCAUUGUGAUAUUAGGAGCUUUAUAGGCUGUAAAUAAGAGCAGAUGUGUUCAAGUAAUUCUGAAACAAACUGGAAAAAUGGUUGUGGAUAAUGCAAUUCAAUACUUUUAUUUUGCAGGUCCAUUAUUACCCAUUCAUAUCUGUUGGUUUUUUUAUAUUAUUAUUGUUUGUUGUCAUAACUCGGCAUAAAUAAUUUGGAACAAGUGAUCAGGAUAAUAAAGACAGGCUUCAGAUGCUACAGUGUUGCCCCUAAAUAAAAUAAGGAAUAAAAUACCUUUUACAUCUUCUCAUGAUGUAGUUGUAAAGGGUGCUUUAUUUUUGACAGUUUAUCUUCUCAAUUAUUAAUCAAUCCCUUUUCAGACCUAUCAAUAUGCCUGAAAAGAAAAUUAUUCAAAAUAUAUGGGCACCAGCAUAUAUUACCACUUUAGCAUUGGUUGAAUUUGCAAACAUACAUUUUACCAGCUUCUUUCUUUAUUUUUCCAGCAACUUGUGCUCUAAAACCUGCUGGGUUAAAAAACCCAUCUCAAAUUAGGCUAUUUUGGUUAUUUUGCAGUACAGGGUUAAAUAUGGACCAAGCCAGAUGUUUUAUGAGUUUUGGGUGACUUUAAAGUAGCUCAUUAACCUAACGUGAAUGGUGGGAAGAAACACAGUAUGGACAUUUCACAAAGAAAUGCCCCAUUAUGCAGCCCUGGAUAGAUUUCUAAUUUUAAUUCUGCCUUACAAUAUAUCAGGAAAAAAAACAACAGUCUCUAAUGUCAAAUAAGACUUGUAAUGCCAGUUAAAUGUGGAUUACAAAUGUCAUAGUACAUAAUACUGUAUAAAAUUUUGCCUGUAUAUAUUGCUGUUAUUACCAAUUCUUUGGUCAAAGUUUGAAUGUUGAACAGAGCUAGCACUAGCUUACACUAUCUAGCUAGCAGAUAAAAGGCUCAUGUUCUCUUAAGUGAACCAGCAAGUUCUCCAGCAUGAACUAAGAUCAUUAACCCAACAUAAUUAUACAUCAUUUCACCAUCUACUAUUUAUUUUUUAAACCUAUUUGGGUUGAAGAAAUAACUCAGCAGUUUUUUGUGUGUGCAUUUUUAGUCCUGCCCAUUUUUAAUGUGAUGGAUUACAUUGUACUCUUUCCAGAUCUAUUGUUUGCAGUUAUUCUCUUCUCGAAUCCUUACAUCUUAGACUGUAAGUCCAUGGAUGUCAUUGUAAGAUAUGUUUUAUUUUUCUCUAUGUGGCUGUUUUGCAUUCACUGGUACAUCUCAAAAAAUGUGAAUAUUUAAAAGGGUAAUUAGUUUUUGUCCCUCAUUUCCAAAAGUAAAACUCACAUAUUAAAUAUUUUCAUUACACACAGAAGGACAUAUGUCAAGCCUUUAUGUUUAUUGUUAUAAUUGAUGACAAGCCAAAAUUGUUGACCUGCAAUGAACUGCAUCCUGUCCAGGGUGUAUCCCGCCUCUCACCUGUAGAUUGCUGGAGAUAGCCACCCCUGUGACCCUGUACGGAAGAAGCGGGUAUAGAAAAUGGAUGGAUGAAUAAAUGGAUGAAUGGAUGGAUGGAAAAGCAUCAAGCGUCGAGAACCACUACGCACAGAAGAUAUCAGGAUAGCCACAUUUUUUUGAGAUGUACUAGUGUUUUGCACAAAUAUGCAUGCGACUUGAUGAGUUUUUAAAAACCAAAGCAUGAAAAAUCACAGAGACAGGUAAUUUUUACCUAAAAAACAAAUGCUGCCACCAAAUACAAAAAAGCAUCACAUUUUUUAUGAAGUUUUUCUUAAGGAUCUGACAAGGUUUUUGUACAAAUGUAGAUGUGCUACAAAGAAAAAAAACCUAAGAUUGUAAUAAUUCAAGAGAUAAUUAGUUCUGAUUUAUGCACCUCUAUCUCUGAAUGUGUUUCUCAAAGGAGCUUGAGAUGUUAUCAAAAACAAUGUCAUUACAAACCUUGUAUGAACAAGACAUCUAUACAAACAUUUGAACUUCAUCUUAGCUAGUCAGUUGUAACCAUGUUUGUGCGUCCUGCAUAUGUAAGACAUGUACCUUAUGUUUAUUUAUUUCAUGAUAUUCAUGAAUAAAGAGAGCAAAGCACUGUGGGGGAGUGUCAAAUGAUCAUAUGAAUUAAAAAAAACAAAAAACUCAGAUUGGAGGUAACGUACAAAAAAACAAUGUUCAAAGUAUGUGGGUUGUAACAAUAGUAUGAAUGCGAGAAUAAAAAAAAACAUGCACAAAUAAAA